UUUCAUUCUAAAGCAAAUGAAAAAUCAAAUCAUUACUAAAAUUGGAGGGUGAUGUUUUCAUGCAAACCCUGUUCUUAUCAGAAAAGCUUUGUUGUCUGAAAACAUAGGCACUUCAAAUAGAAAGUAACUCUUGAUCCAGAAUUUUACUGCAUUUUAACAUGUUCUAAGUUAGGCAUGAUUCUAUGGAAUGGGGUUGUUACAAAAAAAAAAACCAAAACAAAACUGACUCACCUGAAGAUUAUCAUAUAUUAUCCAGGUUUUCUUUAUAGCCUUUCCUUUAAAUAAUUCUUGACCUUGAGGCCCAGAAAUCAGAAGCUAGGUCUUCCCAAAAGAAAGUGCAAGCCUGGAUACCAUGCACUGGCAUUUUCAUUGUUAUUCUGUCAUUCUGUUCGGGCACGAUAAAUGCGGUCUUAAUGAAUGUACAGCUGUUUAUGAGUUUUUCUGCAUGGUAUCACAAAAACUUUCCAGGUGUGUCCACCAGUACUACUCAUCUGACCAGUACCAGUCAGCCCAACACCACCACCCCACCUGUGAUCCUGACAACUCAGCCCACCAAAACCAGCCAGACAGUAACACCCACCACAGCUUCACCAGUCACAUCACCACAAGCCAGUAUUACAUUGGUGACUACUUCUAAGACUUCCUCCACUUCUGUCACAGCCACAUCAAAAUCAGAGGCUGUCAUAGUCAAAACAUCCAGAUUUGAUGUGGGCAGUUUUGUAGGUGGCAUUGUGCUGACUCUUGGAGUCCUAGUGAUUCUCUACAUUGGAUGCAAAACUUACCACUCUAGAAGAGGCAUUCGGUACAGAACCAUUGAUGAGCACGAUGCCAUCAUUUAA
Molecule: messenger RNA, 839 nt
Organism: Cinclus cinclus
Lineage: Eukaryota; Metazoa; Chordata; Aves; Passeriformes; Cinclidae
Gene: TMEM123
Product: transmembrane protein 123
Exons: 3
Coding region: 414-839 (141 amino acids)
Cellular component (GO): cytoplasmic vesicle
Source: RefSeq, a predicted model, not a curated record